Molecule: messenger RNA, 3961 nt
Organism: Tigriopus californicus
Lineage: Eukaryota; Metazoa; Arthropoda; Copepoda; Harpacticoida; Harpacticidae
Exons: 15
Coding region: 475-3669 (1064 amino acids)
Source: RefSeq, a predicted model, not a curated record
AGAUCAUUGUUGCUUUUCGCCCUAACCCCUAAUAGCAUUUUAACGAUAUUGCAAACUAUAUUCUUUCUCUCAAUCCCAAGCUUCAAAAUUUUCCUGUGUACUUUAUCCUCAAAGGCAUCUUUAAAAAAAAACUUUUUUAUGUAGUGACACCUUAGAAACAACUCGAAUUAAUUUUAUUACCUAAGACAUUGAAUUAAGUCACCACACGGAUGAUCGAUGGAGCACGACAAUUGUACACUUGUGCAGUAUCUCUCAACGGAAAUCCCAUUUUAGACAAGCAUCGCUUCAAUGCAUUCUUCAAGCUUCUCUGCAUCAAAGCGCUUUGUCUUGAUAUUCUGUUCCAUUUGGUGAGCUAAAUCAAGAAGCAGGUCCAGCUGAACAUGAAUUGCCAGGGUAGACUUUUCGGACCCUCAUAAACAAGAUCAAAUAACCAUCCUUAAAAUCAAGAUCUAUCAAAACUAAGAACACCUCGCGAUGUCCAGUUCAAAGGCCGGUUACGAUGUGAGUCCUCCUCUGGACAAGAAGACAAUGAGUGAGGCCGAAAAAGGCCAAAGUGACGAUCCAAGCAAAAUUGAACCUCCCAGACGUGUGCCUUGUCCUUGGUGUCCGGAUGUGGAUUGCGGCACGGCCAAAUGGGCCAUUCUCCGAUUUGUAGGCCUUUGCAUGGUGGCCUUGCUCAUCUUGUGCUUUGCUUAUGUCUUGAAAAGCACGAAUUCGGGUUCGGAGAAACAAAAUCUUGAGGAUGUGUAUGCUGUGGGUGAUCCCAUUUAUGCACGUGAUCUCUGGCUAGUGAUUGAACUUCCAAGUGAUGAACGCGGACGAAGGACUCAUUUGGGUAAAAAAAUGGCCCGACAUGUGUGCAGUGCUAUUCGAGCGGGCCAGGCUGUGGGUUGGACCCCUUUGGUGGUUGGAGGACGCUCCACGUGCUGCAGGUCCGCUUUUUGUUGGCAUCUCCAUCCUCUUGAUAUUGCUAAGAUGAACCACACGUCUUCCAUGCACUUUAUGGACAGUAACCAUGAUAUUCAAUCGGCUCUGAGAACCGCCGCAUUCCUGGCGGCCAUUAAAAGAGGAGCCCAUUUUAUAUACCAUGCUAAUCCAGAGGUUUACGUUCGAGCCAAGCUCAAACCAUCCGAAUAUAGAGAGGAAUUGGAAUAUCAGCUCCGAAAAAUGACCCUUGGUAUCUCAGUGGGGCUGGUCAAGGACAACCCUUCCGCCAAGUACACCUUCGAUCCUUACGGGCAUUUCGGACCAGACCAGGCGAACAAGCGUUUAAAACGCGAAAUGGACGAGCAAUCCACCGAACCCGCCGAAGACUACAUCAUUCACAAGUACAAGAUCUGUGAAAUUACCCCGCCCUCUUUGGAAAAGUUUUUGGACACUGAUGGAUAUUCAUUGGAUACUGCAGCUCCUGCCAUUACUCUGCCAGGAGAAAUAUCUUCACCCUUUGAUUCUCGGAAUACUCUGUUUGGUCGUGAUGCCUUUUGGUCGUUACUCUUGCUGCCUUUGGAGGAACAAGAGGGGGCUCCAUCAAGGGAUAACUAUGUAAUCCGUUCCAUUUUGGGUCAAACUGUUUUGGCCGAAGUGGCUGGUAGUACAAAAUUUUCCAUGGCCCGCACUGCAUUAAGCUCAAAUGUCAAAGAACUCUCCCAAUUUGGUCCCCGAGUUCAUCAGUUCUUGGAUUUUGUCAAUGGUUGGAGUUGUCCCUCGAGCACAGCGCUGUAUUGUCUCAACGCUUUAAUUAGUGAUCUUGUUGCCAACAAUAUUCUUGAAGAAGAGGCCGCAGACGUUGCUGACAUGUGGGUCAAAGAUUUGCUCCACGUGCGAUAUAAAGACAUUCCCCGGAGACGAUCAAGCAAUGGAUACACUCAUACUCCUUGUAUCGGAGAUGAUGCCUUAUUCAAUGUGUACUUCCAUCCAGCUAUUCAAUAUCAGGCUCCAAGGAGUCCCAAGGCAUUAACCCUGACGGAGGAAGAGGGAAGAUCCCUGUCUACGACACAAUUGAAUCGCCAAGUCACCAACCAAGUGGUCCAGCGUCUUUGCCCGACUGUCAGUGUGGAGUCUGCUUUUAAAGAGUGCGCCAAAUGCAACAGACAUGAGAAUAUCUUAUUGAUUGUUACCUUCAACAAGAAGGAUUAUAGCAAUAUUCCGCUCUUUGAAGUCAUGUAUCGUCAUCACUUCCAAAACAUUCUCUAUUGUGGACCACCGGACGAGAAGGUCGACAAGUACAUGGAGCAAUAUAAUGGGAUUCAGGGCACGUAUUUCUCGUUCCUUCCUGCCCAUUCCAAAACUGGCUACGAGUGCCUUUUAGGAGCCAUUGAGAUGGGUUUUAAUGUUGAUGGCUAUAUGGUAGCCGCUCAUGACACCCUUAUCAACUCCUGGAACUUUGGAAAUCUGGACUCGUCCUCCAUUUGGCAUGGGAACGAUCAUGUUCAAGACAUCCUCCCUGACAAUAUUGAAGAGAUUGAUCCCGAAGGCGGCAAGGUCAUGAAGAGCACCACCGGGAUCCUAAGGGCCUUGGAGUUCCUCGAGGAUGUCCUUCUGAAGAGCCCUCCUGUGGCAAGAAUGAAGGAGCACAUGGAUGAGGAUAGACGUCGGCGGAGGUACAAGCGUGACACCUUGGAGGACACCACAAUUGUACCAGAAACACUGGACUCAGACUAUACAGGCGACGAAGAAAUGGAAAUGGAUAUGCACAUUGCCGAGAUGGAGGAGCAAGGCAUGGAUACUGAUGCGAUCAAUGAUCAAUUGGACACCAUGAGCCUCAUUGAAUCUGAGAAUGACACUGAAGCUCUGGGCAGUUCGGGGGCAAGCAAGAACUGGCAUAUCUCGCUUUUCGGAGAGAUCAUCCAAGAUACCGAAGAUGAGCUUCUUUUGCAAGUCUUGGCCGACGACACGGAGAGACUUUUGGAAUCCCUGAACGACACCACAGCCUCAUCAAAGUUGUACCGAAAUGUGACAGAGUUGCUUUUCCAUCCUGCCAAUUUCGUCAAUGAAGAUCAGGAUGAGCAGGAAGACACAACCGAAUCCGUCGAGCCGGCCUCACCCUCUAAGAAUGAAACCAUCGAUCACUUCAACGACAUGAUGUUUGACAUCCACAAGGUCUACAAGAGCAUCAGCGAGAAGCUCAACUUCUGGCAAAGUCUCGUCAAGAGCGGAAAACGAAACGUGGCUUUGACCUCUGAUGAAGACGGCGGAAUGCUGAAGAAGGACUUGGAACAAUUCCAAUGUGACGUGGCCACCAACUCCGAAAUCUGUCACUUAGUUGCGGAUUUUUUUCAAGUCUUGGAAUCGAACGAGGGUGCUAAUUUCCGAUUGUUCUACGAUGACUUACCCAUCUACUAUGUUCCCUCCAAAUUCAAGGAUAAGCUGUACCUCAUGGCUAAUUUAUUCACCAAAUAUCAUGUGGCUGAUGAGAUGGCAUUCCCCCUUCUCCUUCGUGGUUUGACUGACAGCACCACUUGGACCAAUCUCAUCCGGGCUGAGAUGGUUAAUGCCACCUCAAGUCCCAGCAUUGACAGACCUGAGGAUCUUCUUUUGGGCAAUGCAGAACUGGAUUCAAGAACAGAACAGAUUCGGGAGUUGGAGGCUGCCCAUUACAUUUAUCCAACCAAUAUUGGUGAUAUCCUCACAAAUGACAACAUGAGAAAUGUGAUUUGUAGGAAUUUCUAAUUACAUCCAGAUUAAUAUAUAAAUACAUCAAUCAAUAAUUCUAUACGUAUUUGAGCACAAAUUCACGAGUUCCAGAGCCUUGUCAAAAUCCCUUUUCAAUCUACAUACGUGAAUGUAUAUGUAAUUAUGACAAUCCUUGGUGCCACACGUAUUAAAGAAAAUCAGCCUGUAUCUCUGUCAAAAUGUGCUCAACUAUUCCCCCUUGCCUACCCUCCUAUCUAAUUUCAUAGAGUAUACCAAUAAUUGCCCAAGAUCAGGAUCAUGUCCAUUCGAAAUACAGCCCUUAACCAAA